Messenger RNA from Eriocheir sinensis (Chinese mitten crab), 10493 nucleotides. Its product is annotated as transmembrane protein 229B-like. Lineage: Eukaryota; Metazoa; Arthropoda; Malacostraca; Decapoda; Varunidae. Bases 452 to 940 code for a protein of 162 amino acids. The transcript is spliced from 3 exons. The record is from RefSeq and is a predicted model, not a curated record.
UUCACCAUUCCUUGACAAUUUUCAGUGGUUUAUUUUUCUCCAGCCGGCGACACUGACGCUCCCGUUUCCUCUGCAGGCUUGUUUCGGGUCUGCGUGGGGGCGGACGCGGCGCCAGCGGCCAGCGAGCAGCGGCCCGGCAGUGAUGGGCUGUGGGCGUCGUGGCUUCUGAGGCGCGUGAAUCUUGGAGAGCAGCCAGUGGCGCUGAGGGAAGGAAGCACCAGCGGCACCACUGACCUGGAUGCCAGGCCCAGAACAGGACCUGAGCCACGGACGAGCUGCUGUAACGGCGUGGAGGCCCGGCGAGGGAGGCGACGCGUGUAGAUGAGUGUCCGGGACGAGUGACUCAAGACCAGCCGUUGACAGCAGCUUCAGGACCCCCGUGGGCUGAUUCUGAGGGCGUGGCGCCUCCCUUCGUCCUUCAGCGAGUUGAAGACACGCCAGCCGCGGCAGGAUGACCCGCUACGCUGCCCUGCCGGAGCCCGAGGUGGGCGUGUGGCUGCGGCUCUACAUCUACGGCCUUCACGGCUUCCUGAUCGAGGUUCUCUUUACCGCCGUCUGGGACUUCGUCGUGCACCGAGACUGGGCGCUCGUGGGUAGUACAAGCGUCUGGUCGCUGUUCAUCUAUGGCGUAGGCAGCCUGGUGGUGGAGCUGCUGUACCGUCGCUGUUACACCUCUCUGCCGCUGCCCCUGCGAGGACUCUGCUACGUCGCCUGGAUCUACCUGUGGGAGUUCUCGACAGGUCUGUUGCUACGGCAGUACGGCGCCUGCCCAUGGGACUACACGGAGAGGCGAUACAACCUUCACGGGCUCAUCACACUCGAGUACUUCCCCGCCUGGUACCUCGCCUCCAUCCUCACCGAGCAGUUCCUCAUCCACAACCUGCUCUUCCUCUCCCUCUAUUCGCAGGACUCCCACAACCGGCUGCACCACAAGGGAUAGAAGAGGACACAGGGCGAGAAGGAGAGUGGUGAGAGGGCGGUGUGGCGGUUGUCAGGGUGUGAGAGUGUAGCGAAAAGACGGAGGAGGUGCGGGGCGGUGAUGGACGUGGGUGUAAGUUGGGUUCAGGGCAAAGGGAAGUCUUGUCUUUCUCUGUUAUAAGAAAAUGUUGAUAGUAAUAUUUUAUCUCUUGUUCCCUAGACGUAAAUUCAUUCUUCAGAGUCUAUUUUUCGAACCGCGACCUGACUGUCAUAUGUGUUUUUGUGUUAGUGGAUCGAGAUUUGUCGUUGUCAUCGCCGUGUGUUCUUGUUGAAGAUUUUAAACGCAGAUAAAUUAUAGCUACCAAGAGAGAGUCGCUUCUUCGUUCUUAGGCUCCGCAGUGGUCGGUGUUCACUUGGUUCUGUUCCUAACGCGAAAAGUCAAUGGGCAGUAUUACAAGACACUCGCUUUUCACAUUAUCUAUUUCUAAAGGUCAAAGAGGGGGUCAAUUGGGAUCUAAUGAGUGUUUCUACAGGCUCAUCGUACAGAGGAAGGGUCACACUACCACCAGGGUCAUAGAACUGCUCCUGGAAAUGCCCACAACUCAUACGAAAGCCUUGUCAAAUUAGUGUUCCUGGACGAUGAAAUGUCUUAUAAUACGGCCCAAUGUUGUACGCUUACUCUUAUGAUUUCCUUGGCGGUUUUGAUGGACGGGGAACAAAAGGGAGGGGAAUAAUAUGUUGAAAUUUAAUAUAUAUGAAUGUCCAGUGAAGUAACGGUGGUCGAUUCUGUGCGCUAAUCUGAGGUUGGAGUUAUUAUUUAUAUUUUUACUUAUUUUUAGUAUCAGUAGUGCGCAGAGGAAACCGAUGUUAUCUCAAUCUUUGGUUUAGAGGCGAAGAUAUUACCUGAGGAAUGAAAGACAAGGUGUAUAAGAUUAUUUUAACGUCAUAUCCAAAGGCAAGUCUGUUUUUCAUCAUAUCGACGAAAUAAUGGCUUUCAUUACUCUAUUUUCUGAGACUAAAUGAAUUGGAAACAUCGCUAAGUGAAUGUUUUUUUUUUCUUAUACGUAAUGGAAGAUGCGUUGGGUGUGAGGGAAUCAUGUACCUAAUGACGCUAAUUCUUUUUUUUCUGAGAGUAAAUUAGUUGGAAAUGUAAUCGCUGAGUGAAUGUCUUUUUAUAACGUCAUGCUAGAUUUGUUCGAUGCAGGGGAAUUGUUAGACAUAUUGUUUCUGAAGCUAAAUGAACCGGGAAUGCAGUGAUCUGACUUUUUAUGCUAGGGGCGUUGGGAAGGUCACGAGAGAAAGAGGAAUGGGCAGAAUAUUGUACAGGGUGAGAAUGUUAAUAUACUCUUGUAACAGUACGGUUGGAGAAAGGAAUUUGGUCAUGUUGAGGUAAAUGAGGCGACUUACAGAAUUACAAAAGUCGCACGGGUAAAUUAGAGACUUGUUCAGGUUAAUAAGGAAACAUAGAAAAUUACAAAGGGCGAAGGGGGGAAGCUAGAGUCUUAUUGAGGUUAAUAAAGCGACAGAGAAUUACAAAGGGCGAAGGGGAAAGUUAAAGUCUUGUUCAGGUUAAUAAGGUGACAGAAAAUUACAAAGGUCGAAGGGGGAAAUAGGGUAGAAGGAUAAAUGAAAGUUCUUUGUAAGUCAAGGGAAUUAAAUGUUUUCUGAGGGCCAGGAAGGAAAAUAGAGGAUGAAUGACGGGGGAAAAAAUGGUCCGCAAGUCGAGAAGAGAAAUAAUUAAGGAUAAACUAGGGAAAAAUAUUAAAACAAAUUAUUAAUGGUAAAGACUGCUCAUUAUUUAUUUGUGUUAAGUGUUUAUUGUGGUAUUUAAGUAUUUAUUUAACUAACUAUUCUUUUUAUUAAUUUAUUUAUUUAUGUUACUGUUUUGUGUUAUCAGUAAUUUUAACUUAUUUAUGCGUUUAUUUUUUCCCAGUAUUCAAUUUUCUACGUCACUCUUUUUUUUCUUGUUAUGUUAAAGUCACAAUAAGAACGACAGUUAACAGAAACACGACUACAUAUUAAACACACACACACACACACACACACACACACACACACACUAAUACAUAACGUUUCUCCCUCAUUCACAAUACCGGGUCACGUACAUUCCGUUCUAUGGCGUCUCCUUUUCGUUCGUUAUUCGGGGUCACACACGCAUUGAUAGAGGGAUUUUUUUUCCUUCACAAUUUCAAGUAACAUAUAUAUAAUGAUUGAUGUCGCUUCUUCUUCGUUUGCAAUAAUCCUAAGUCCCAUACAUUCCGUUAUUUGGCGUCUCUUUCGUUCGUUAUUCGGUGUCACACACGCACUGAUAGAUGGAUUUUUUUUCCCUCACAAUUUCAAGUCACAUAUAUAAUGACUGAUGUCGCCUCUUUUUCAUUUGCAAUAAUUCUAAGUCCCAUACAUUCCGCUUCUUUUUCGUUCGCUAUUCAGGGUCACACACGCACUGAUAGAUGGAUUUUUUUUUUCUUCAUUCACAAUUUCGUUACAUAUAUACUCUCCCUUUAUACGUUUGCAAUUCUAAUUCACACGCAUUCCAUUAAAGAGCUUUCCAUAUCAUAGUUUCACUCGGUCACACACCAGAGGGAAAGCCGGACUCCGCUGUGCUGUUGGAAUUCAUUACCGAACCGACAGUCAUUAUAUUCACGAUUAGCAUUACCCAGCGAGCUUGCCUUGACCUCACUUAGCAAAACAAAUUACUGUAUAACGAGACACUAAAGGUGAUGGUCUGCCUUCCCGCUGUUGCCUUCACUCUUUCAUCACCGCCCGGAGAGAUGUAUUGGCGCACACUGUCUGAGCGUGUCUGAUUUAUUUUACGAACAAAGGGAGAGACUAAGGAUUAUACGUGAUACAAGAAUAUAUGCCCAUUAUACGCUGUCCCUCUAUUACAGUGUUGCCAGAUUGCCGUAUUAACCACAUGGUAUUCCGCGGUUUUUGACACUUAGCUACUGUAAAAAAGACGUCAUUAAUUAAACAUUUCAACGAUAACUAUAAAUGGAUGUAGUUUUGGGGGCGGUGAAGACAGUUUUUGGUUCCGAAAUCGGCAAAUAUUAGAGGACAAUCUGGCAUCUGCGAUCUCCCUCCAGUGUGUCUGCGAAAGGUCAGAAAAUGGAAAAAAAAUAUGAAAGUCAACAAACAGAAAAAUAACUCAAUUUCACCUGACCUUUCCUCCGCGUCACGCCCUCUCUCUCGCCAUGCACGUUUAGUCUUCCUCUCCACUCCCUCCUCUAGACUCACCUCAACUCACACUUCCUCUGUUUACUCUCCUAUUACCAAGAACAGCUGUUGAAGAAGUGUUUCUGUAGGGAAUAAGUGUUGGGUUAUGACUCCUUGAUUUAGAAUACAAAGGAAAAAACGGAGAAGAAAUAGAGAGAGAAGGAAAACCGUAUUUCAUCUUAGUGUUAUCUCGUAAGGAACUCUUGAAGGGCGUCUCUAAAGUGAAUAUAUGUUGAGUUCUGACUUCAUGAUUCGGCCACGACGGCAAGAAUGGAGAUGAAGUGGCCCUUUAUGUUAAUGUCACACCUUAUCUGAUGGGGAGACAGAGGAUCAAUGGUUUCUGUAUCGACAUUAAUGCGCUCUGUUUAGGUUAUAUACUGAAGGUCACGGAAGGAGGUCUUGAUAUUUGUCACGCGUUAUCUGGUGGGGAACUUACUCACUGGUUUCCGAAUCGAUAUAUGCUCUGUUUAGGCUGUAUGCUGAAGGUCACGACGAGAGGAAGGGGCAGAGACGGACCUUCUUAUUGAUUGAUCUUGUUGUUUGUCAAGUGUUAUCUGAUGGGGAACUUGCUCACUGGUUUCCGAAUCGAUAUAUGCUCCGGUAAGGCUUUGUACUGAAGGUCACGACGAGAGGAGAGAGACAGGUUUUCUUAUUCAUUGACCUUGUUGUUUGUCAGGUGAUAUCUGAUGGGGAACUUGCUCACUGGUUUCCUUAUCGAUAUAUGUUCAGUUUAGGCUCACGGAUGAAGGUCAGGGUGGGAGAACACAAGAACAUAAGGAGAGGUGAGACGAGCGUACUUAUUGAUCUCUUGCAAAAACACCUGGGGCAAGUAUUCAUAUAUAAUUGUACAGUUUGGGUUUUCAUUAAGUCAAUACACGCGCGGUAAUAUCUUCCCUCAAGGAGUCUUAUUACUGAAGUUAUUGUAAUAUCGAUGGGAAGUCAAGGCCGUCUGGUUUUGUGCUUCUGCGAGAGUGUUAUUGACGCAUUGAUUGGCUCUUGUUUUCAUUCGUAAUAAGCGGAACUAGGAACCUGCUACCAUGCGCGUGUUAUUAUUAUUAUUAUUAUUAUUAUUAUUAUUAUUAUUAUUAUUAUUAUUAUUAUUAUUAUUAUAUGUUGUUUAUUAUAAUUGUCCGCGAGGAGAAUAAAUAUUACCGCAUGAACUAUUUUCUUCAUUAUAAGCAGGAUUUGCAGUCAGUAUGUUUUGCACGAGAGAAAAAAAAACCAUAACAGCCAUUAAUUAAAUAUUGAGUUUGCGAAGUAAUGAGCCGUUGAUUAUCUGUUCAUGCUAAUUAGGAGCACUUUUAUAAAACGAAUCACGUCAGAGAGCACGAAACUUUGUGUACCGAAUCGUAACAGAAGAAAGUUAUAAGCAGUGAAAUCUCUGUGUGGUGAAGCAAUUCGCGGUUACUGUUCUCGGUAGAAAGCGUAACAUUUCUGCUUGUCAUGGGUGAACGAUUAUGGGAUAUGUUUAAAGACCAGAAAAUUCAAAUAUAGAAUAAUAUAACCUUGAGUUGGGUGAUGAUUUCCCUUGAACGAUUAGGGAUAUGUUUAAAGACUAGAAAAUUUAAAUGUAGAAUAAUAUAGCCUUGAGUUGAAUGAUUUCCCUUGAACGAUUAGGGAUAUGUUUAAAGACUAGAAAAUUUAAAUGUAGAAUAAUAUAGCCUUGAGUUGAAUGAUUUCCCUUGAACGAUUAGGGAUAUGUUUAAAGACUAGAAAAUUUAAAUGUAGAAUAAUAUAGCCUUGAGUUGAAUGAUUUCCCUUGAACGAUUAUGGAAUAUGUUUAAAGACUGGAAAAUUCAAAUGUAGAAUAAUAUAGCCUUGAGUUGAAUGAUUUCCCUUGAACGAUUAUGGAAUAUGUUUAAAGACUGGAAAAUUCAAAUGUAGAAUAAUAUAGCCUUGAGUUUGACAGUGAUUUCCCUUGAACGAUUAUGGGAUAUGUUUAAAGACCAGAAAAUUCAAAUAUAGAAUAAUAUAGCCUUGAGUUGGGUGGUGAUUUCCCUUGAACGAGUAUGGGAUAUGUUUAAAGACUAGGAAAUUCAAAUGUAGAAUAAUAUAGCCUUGAGUUUGACAGUGAUUUCCCUUGAACGAGUAUGGGAUAUGUUUAAAGACUGGAAAAUUCAAAUGUAGAAUAAUAUAGCCUUGAGUUUGACAGUGAUUUCCCUUGAACGAGUAUGGGAUAUGUUUAAAGACUGGAAAAUUCAAAUGUAGAAUAAUAUAGCCUUGAGUUGAAUGAUUUCCCUUGAACGAUUAUGGAAUAUGUUUAAAGACUGGAAAAUUCAAAUGUAGAAUAAUAUAGCCUUGAGUUUGACAGUGAUUUCCCUUGAACAAGUAUGAGAUAUGUUUAAAGACUGGAAAAUUAAAAUGUAGAAUAAUAUAGCCUUGAGUUGAAUGAUUUCCCUUGAACGAUUAUGGAAUAUGUUUAAAGACUAGAAAAUUCAAAUAUAGAAUAAUAUAGCCUUGAGUUGAAUGAUUUCCCUUGAACGAUUAUGGAAUAUGUUUAAAGACUAGAAAAUUCAAAUAUAGAAUAAUAUAGCCUUGAGUUGGGUGGUGAUUUCCCUUGAACGAUUAUGGGAUAUGUUUAAAGACUAGAAAAUUUAAAUGUAGAAUAAUAUAGCCUUGAGUUGAAUGAUUUCCCUUGAACGAUUAUGGAAUAUGUUUAAAGACUAGAAAAUUCAAAUAUAGAAUAAUAUAGCCUUGAGUUGGGUGGUGAUUUCCCUUGAACGAUUAUGGGAUAUGUUUAAAGACUGGAAAAUUAAAAUGUAGAAUAAUAUAGCCUUGAGAUGGAUGGUGAUUUCCCUUGAACGAGUAUGGGACAAGUUUAAAGACUAGAAAAUUUAAAUGUUGAAUAAUAUGGCCUUGAGUUUGACAGUGAUUUCCCUGGUGGUGGUGACGAAAAAACAGAUUAUUAACAAGUUUCAACUUAUCCAUGACCAAAGCAGAGAAGCAACAACAAGAAAUCAACAACAAAGAAUUAGUAACGUUUGAUCUUUCUGACUUUAAAUAUAACAACUUUGUUUUAUGAUUCUCAACAAUAUCAUUUUUUUUUUUUUUUUUAAUGGCUGACGGAGGAAAGGAAUAACGAACACGAAUACAACAAACAUCAUCUCACUAACUCAAUACAUCGACUAUUUUUUUGGUGCAGCGGUGUCCCAGAAAAGCGUGGAGCGUCCAGAACAGACUGAUUUCAUUUUAAUAACGCUCACUUAAUACAGCGUCCGCAUUUUUACCUUCCUGUUUUUACGGCCCCUAAUCAAUAUCGACUCAGUGGUGACGUGACGGGAGCGGGAAGAGACUUAAAAUAACCUUCUAUUGUUAGCCAUAAUUUUGUCUUUUGGAUCUGUUACACUUAACCUCUCCUGCUGCCUUUGAAAAUAUCCAGUUACAAUAAUAUUUUUCAUUAACAUGUUGCGAGAAAACUUACAAUGCUCUUACCUGACAAUUAUUAAACAGAGCAAGCCAUCAUGAUCAAAUUUCAGUUCCAGGACAAAAAAUGAGGAAAUGCGAAAGUACAAACUGAAGAUGUGUUAAAACUGUACUUGUAGCAGUAACAUAAUCCGCUCAUCAAGCUCAGCCAGCAUCGAUUCUGUAGUGGAGACGUUGUUGCCGAGUGUUCCCAUUAUUAAGCAUUAAGCCGUCACUAUCCAAUUCCAGUUCCGUGACAUAAAAAAAAAAAAAAAACAAGCGAAAGUACAAACGAAAGAUGUGUUCAAACUAUGCGUGCGCCAGUGUCAUAAUCCGGUCAGUAAGAAUAGCCAGUGACGGUUUUGAACUGAACACGUCGAUGGUAACUGUCCCCGGUAUAAAACAGUUACCAAUCACUAUCAAAUUCCAGUUCCGUGACAACAAAAGAGAGAAUGCGGAAGUUUAAAAUGUAGAUAUGUUGAAGCCAUGCGUGAGGGAUACCCAGCAACGAUUCUGAUAUAAACACGUCAUUGGUAACUGUCCCCGGUAUAAAACAGUUACCAAUCACUAUCAGAUUUCUGUUCCGUGACAAAAAAAGAGGAAAUGCGGAAGUUUAAAUUAUAGAUAUGUUGAAGCCAUGCGUGAGGGAUACCCAGCAACGAUUCUGAUAUAAACACGUCAUUGGUAACUGUCCCCGGUAUAAAACAGUUACCAAUCACUAUCAGAUUUCUGUUCUGUGACAAAAAAGAGAGAAUGCGGAAGUUUAAAUUGUUGAUAUGUUGAAACCAUGCGUGAGGGAUACCCAGCAACGGUUCUGAUAUAAACACGUCAUUGGUAACUGUCCCCGGCAUUAAACAGUAACCCAUCACUGUUAUUAAAUUUCAGCUUCGUGACAAAAAAUAGGAAAUGCGGAAGUUAGAAGUAAAGCUGUGUUGAUUCCAUCCGUGCGUUCAGUAAGUUCAACCAGUAGCGUCAUGAACUAAACAUGUUGGUAAGUGUCGCCGUAUCAAACAGCAACCCAUCACUGUAAAAUUUCAGUUUCGUGACAAAAAAAAAAGGGAAUGCAUAAGUUAGAAGUAAAGCUGUGUUGAUGCCAUCCGUGCAGGAGUGACAUAAUCCCCUCAGUAAGGCUAUCCAGUGAAGGUUCUGAACUAAACACGUCGUUGUGAGCGCCUCCGAUGAACCAGACUGGACCGGCGAGUGAGCAGCCCCUUUAAUGCUUAGAUCCCGGGGUGGACGUCAAUUUUCUCGCGUGCGGAAGAGAACCAACUCAUCCGACUUAGCGCGAUCAAUAUUCAUCAGGGUUUUCCAGACGUUUGCGUGGCGUGGCGAAGUCUUGGCUAAGCGGGAGGGAUGAGGGGGCAGAGAGAGAGAGGGAGAGAGGGAGAGAGAGGAGGGUUACUUGUACGAAGUGACUCGCAAUUCAUUUACCUGGAAUCCUGUCCUCAUCUCAUCUGUACACACACACACACACACACACACACCACCACGUCAUUUAUAUAUAUUUACUUUUACUUUUACAGUCUUAUAAUCGUGUUGACAUGCUAUAUUCAUCUAAUUUUAUUACUAUUAUUAUUAUUAUUAUUAUUAUUAUUAUUAUUAUUAUUAUUAUUAUUAUUAUUAUUAUUAUUAUUAUUAUUAUUAUUAUUAUGGUCUAAGUUCUUGUGUCUCAUAAAAAAUCUUUACCCAGACGACUGUUUCAUGUGGGGAGAGUUUUUUUUUCCUGGUUUUCUUUCCCGCUUUCUUUUUUAGCCUUUGUGUCUGGAUGGGUUCGGAGCACGCGAGGGGAGCCAGGAGUUGCUGCCGCCGCUCCGUGGGGUCACGAGAACCCUUCAUUCAUGUCCUAAAACGUGUAAGAAUUCUCCGGAAGGAUGUCGGUAGGGAGGGGAAAGACCGCGUGUCACAGGAUAGCAUGAGAAACGGGAUCGAGCCGUCUGAGGUUGUGAGAUAAAGAGAUAAGAGUGGGUAUUGAAAGGGAGGUAGAGAGGAGUGAAUGCAUGUUUCAGGAUGCCAUGAUGAACGUGAUAAGGUCUUCUGAGAUUGUGAGUUGAGAGAUAAAGAGAUACAGAGUGUUAAGAGGGAGAUGUGAUAAGGGUUUCGGAGACGUGAUGAGGAUUGAAAAAUAAAGAUAGAAAGCAAAAAAGGAGGGUAAUACGAGAUAGCAGAGAGAUAUUAAUAGCGAUAAGAAGGAGAAGAAAGGAAUGGGGAUGAAAUUAUAAACGUUAGAAGGUAAAGAGAUCUCAGAGAAGGUCAAGAGGGUUAUGUGAUAAGGGUUUCGGGGUUGAGAAAUAUAGAUAGAAAGCAAAAAAGGGGUGUAAUACGAGAUAGAAGACGAAUAUUAAUAGCGAUAAGGAGGAGAAGAAAGGAAUAGGGAAGAAUUAUAAACGUUAGAAUGUAAAGAGAUCUCGGAGAAGGUUAAGAGGGAGGAAUGAUAAGGCUUUCAAGGACGUGAUGAGGAUUGAAAAUUAUAGAUAGGAAGCAAAAAAUGAAGAUAACGAGAUAGUAGACGAAUAUUAAUAGCUAUAAGGAGGAGAAGAAAGGAAUAGAGAGAAUAUAAUAAACGUUGAAAAGGUAAAAAGUGCUCAGAGAAUGUUUAAAAGAGGCGAGACAUAAGACUUCUCAAUGUUUCUUUACUAAAUGUUACAAUAAAAGUUUGGGAAAUGCGGAGGGGGGGAAAAAAGAAGUGUAUUUACUGUUUCUUUCUUUAUUGUUACGAGUGUUCGAUAAUCAAUGGCAACACUUACGAGGCAUCCUGAGAGAGGUGUGUGUUGUGUUGUGUUGCGCCCAGAGACAAUACGUGUAGAUGGUUCGAGGUGAUCGUCUAGUCAUUCGUGAUAAUCUUCGUUCCGUUCAUGUUUUUAGCGAGUUGUAUCUUUUAAGGGAAGCGAAUUAAUGUGUUUUUAUGAAGGUUUAGAAUCGAUAACUAUACACGAUUCGUUUUUUUUUUUUUUUUUUUUGCU